GCGCCGCCAUGGAGCCCAAGCACAAGGAGCUGCUGGCGCAGUGCCGCCCGAGCCUGGCGCAGGCCAUGAGCGAGGUGGACCGGGUGGUGGAGCUGCUGGAGGCGGCCGGCGCCCUGGGGCCCCACGACCUCCGCCAGCUGCGCGACGCCGCCGCCGGGAGCGAAGGGGGGGCCGCCGGCGCGCGCAAGGCCGAGCUGCUCCUCCAGCUGCUGCUGGCCAAGGAGCGCGACCACUUCCAGGACCUGCGCGUGGCCCUCGAGAAGACGCAGCCCCACCUGCUCGCCACCCUCUACCUCAACCACGGCGCCGCCCAGCCCGGAGACGCCGCCGGGUCAACUUACAGUGUCCUGUCCACAAUGCCAUCGGACUCAGAAAGUAGCAGUUCUCUAAGCAGUACCGGUACGACAGGCAAAACCUCAUCGCCUCCACCUGCAGUCGACGAUAUGAGGCAGAUGAAGGAGAAGCUGGAGACGGUUUUGUUUCAGCUCCGCCAGGUUACCCGUGAGCGGGACGAAUUGCGGAAGCGCCUUGCACUUUCCUCUCCUGGGUCAACCUUCGAUGACUGCAGGCCAAGCCCCAAACUAAACCAUGAUUAUGAAAGAUUGAAGGUACAGUGUAUGAAGGCUAUGUCGGAUCUGCAGUCUCUCCAGAAUCAGCACACCAAGGCGCUCAAAAGAUGCGAAGAAGCUGCCAAAGAGGCGGAUUUUUACCACACCUUGCACAGCCGCCUGCUAAGCGACCAGUCCCAGCUGAAGGAGGACAUGGAUACCUUGAAGCGGAAGAACAGCCAGUUGGUACGAGAGCACAACCACCUGCAGCAGUCGUGCGAGGAAAUGAAGAGACUUCAUGACGAGGAUCAGAAAGAGAUCACAGAUCUGCGCAGUCAGCAACAGCAGGUCAUGAAGCAGAACGGGUCAUCGGAGAUCCUGAACAAACUGUACGACGCAGCCAUGGACAAGCUGGAAGGCAUGAAGAAGGACUACGAUGCCCUGAGGAAGCGGCACAACGAGAAGAUUGCCAGCCACAACACGGACCUGAGCCGGCUGGAGCAGGCGGAAGAGGAGAACCGCCGCCUCCAGAAGCAGACGGACACGCUGAUGAAGCAGCGAGACACGGCAGUCCACUUCCAGCAGCAGUGCUCCUCCUCUCUGAGAAGAUUUGAGACGGUGCAACAAGAACUGAGCAAAGCCACCGCUCAGAACAAGGAGCUGCAGAGGGAGAUGGAGCGCUUGCAGUCAGAGGUGACGAGGUUUAAAACGAUGCAGCUGAAGGCCCUGAAGGAUGCGGAGAAGCACAAGGAAGAGAGGGACUCCGUCUUCAGCGAGUAUCGGCUCAUCAUGAGUGAGAGGGACCAAGUCAUCAAAGAGGUGGACAAGCUGCAAACGGAGCUGGAGGUGGCAGAAUCCAAGCUGAAAAACACGUCUUCAGAGAAGAGGGUGGCCAGCGAGGAAAUGGAAGCCUUGAGACAGGAGCUCAACUCGGCCCUCGUGGAGCGCGACCGAGCCAUCUGCGAGAGGAAUGAGCUCUUGGAAAAGUACUGCCACGAAGUUAAGGACAAGGCCGAGGCCCAGAAGGAGCUUGACCAGGCAUGCAAGGAUAUCGAGACGGUGAAGGAAGAGAGAGACGUGGCCCGGAAGGAGAGGACGGAAGCCAUCAUCCAGAGGGACCAUCUGCUGAGAGAGUACUAUCAAGCUCGCCAGAUACAAGAUUCUGCCACGCUGGACAUUGAAAGGGCUAACAAAGAGAUUGACAUGCUUCGGAAGCAAUACGAGGCCAUGUCUCAGGAGCUGAAAGAAGCCGUCCAGGAAGCCGAAGUCGCCAAGUGCAGGAGAGAUUGGGCCUUCCAGGAACGUGACAAGAUUGUUGCGGAAAGAGAGAGCAUACGGACUCUUUGUGACAACCUGAGGAGGGAGAGGGACCGAGCGGUCAGUGACUUGGCAGAGGCGCUUCGCAACCUGGACGACAUGAGGAAGCAAAAGAAUGAUGCUGUGCGUGAAUUGAAAGAACUGAAAGAGAAGAUGGAGAAUCAGCUGGAAAAGGAAGCGAGGUUUCGGCAAUUGAUGGCCCAUAGCUCUCAUGAUUCAGCCAUUGAUACUGAUUCUCUGGAAUGGGAAACGGAAGUUGUAGAGUUUGAGAAGGACAGGGACGACAUGGAUUUGAAAGCACUUGGUUUUGAUGUGGCCGAAGGUGUGAAUGAGCCGUAUCUCCCCGGGGACUGCGGAAUAUUCGUUACCAAAGUGGACAAAGGAAGUAUUGCAGAUGGGCGCUUACGAGUAAAUGAUUGGCUGCUGAAGAUAAACGACGUGGACCUCACCAACAAGGACAGGAAACAAGUAAUUAAGGCCGUGCUUAAUGGCGGAGGAGUUAUUAAUAUGGUGGUUCGAAGACGGAAGUCCUUAGGAGGGAAGGUGAUAACGCCUCUGCACAUCAGUCUCUCUGGCCAUAAAGAUAGCGGGAUUAGUCUAGAAAACGGAGUGUUUGUUGCUGCAGUGGUUCCUGGUAGCCCAGCUGCCAAAGAGGGGUCCCUCUCGGUGGGAGACAGGAUAAUUGCCAUAAAUGGCAUUGCACUAGAUAAUAAAUCUCUGACUGAAUGUGAAGCCUUGCUGCGGAACUGCAGGGAGUCUCUGACGCUUUCGUUGAUGAAGGUUUUUCCUCAGAGCUCAAGUUCAUCUUGGAGCGGUCAAAACAUAUUUGAAAACCUUAAGGAUUCUGAGAAGAUACCCAACUGUAGGGUCCACACCUCUGAGGUGCAGGUUCAGAAUAAAAGAAAUCUGAAACACAACAGCUCCACUCAGACAGACAUUUUCAGCCCGGACAUAAUGGACAUCAAAAAGGACCAGAGUGACCCCGAAGGCGGCUUGUACUGUGAUCUCAAACCCUUCUCCAAUAGCAUUUUACACGCUAACUCUCGCCACGGCUCAGUCCAUGGGUGCCAUAGCAACUCGGAACACAGCCUUGGCUCCUUUAAUCCAGAUGCGUAUGGGGAGCCAAGCUACGGGAUUGUUAACCUGAGCAACAGAAAGUUGCCCUUUGAGCCCACGGUCCCGGACUGCAUGAUGGUGGAGAACACGUUGGACAAAGAACACGGAAAGCACAGCGGCGGCACCUGGCCGAAAGUCAUGGUCAACAUCGCCGCUGCGGAGACAGAAAAGUUUUCCGUGUACAAAAAGCCAAAACAGAGGAAGUCCAUCUUUGAUCCGGAUACUUUCAAAAGACCCCUGACGCCUCCCAAAAUGGACUAUUUGUCUCCGAGUCAGGUGAUAGGACAUUCUCCCCAGCCCUCCAAAACGGAAGCCAUUUCAACCCCUCCCACCCCUCCCAAGCGAAGUGACUCCAUUAAGUUUAAACACAAACAGCAAGCCAGUUCCACUUCAGACUCGACUGUGACCACGGGCUCUCCCCCUCCCAGCCCGGCAGCGGUCCCGCCCCCUCUGUCCAUUGACCUCAAAGCUGACUGUGGUAUGCACAAGGGGCGGGGCAGGCCCUCUGGGCAUUAUUACAGGGAGGAGGGGCUGGACUCCGCCCACUUGCCCUCGAGGAAAUCCUGUGAAGAUGACAUUGGCUUUCAAAGGGUGGAAGAGCCAGAGAUCAAAAGACCAAGACCCAAGUCUGCUCCUGCCUUAAGACAUAAACUAACACCUGUGCUGGUUCCAGCCCAGCAGCUCGAGAUACAAAAAUUCAUGCCCGCAAGUGAAGAGCACCUAUCUCCUGAGCUCCAGGAGUGGCCAUUGUAUUCACCCCAACGGUCCAGUAGGCACAGUGAUGGGUUUAUGCCUCCUUCUCUCUACUCGGGAAGCCUGUCUGCAGGCACUGUACCAAGAAACAUCGCCCCAUGUCCUGCAGUCACUGCUGUUAUGAGGAACCCUGUUUACACGGCUUGGAGCCACAGAGUUAAUGCCACCAACUGUCAAUCUGUUCCCAGCCAGUUCUGUCACCAGCAUUUACAUCCCAGUUCUCAGCACCAGGGGCGCUUGAGUUUGGACCUGAGCCACAAGCACUCUGGAGAGUGUUCCGAAAAUUCGCGUACAAGAUCGUCGCAUGGUUCGAACUCACUUCCAUCCAGUGCAAGACUCGGUUCUUCCAGCAACUUGCAGUAUAGAACAGAACGAAUAAAAAUACCUUUGACGCCAAGAUACCCGAGGUCCAUCAUCAGCUCCGACCGGGGUUCGCUGUCGCAUUCCGAGUGCAGCAGCCCCAGUCUGAUCACGCCACCUCAGUCGCCCCUGAACUUGGAGACCUCCUCCUUCACCAGCAGCCAGUCUCAAAAUUCUCUUUCCACGCUGCCCAGAAUCUCCGUGAGCCCGGUAUCCAUAGGACAGCGGCAGAAAGACAAGCCAUACAUGGAAGAACCACGGCAUGUCAAAGUGCAGAAGGGCUCCGAACCUCUUGGGAUCUCCAUCGUCUGUGGUGAAAAUGGCGGCAUCUUUGUGUCAAAAGUAACCAGUGGGAGUAUCGCCCAUCAGGCUGGCCUUGAAUAUGGGGAUCAGUUGUUGGAGUUCAAUGGGAUAAAUCUUCGGAACGCCACAGAACAACAAGCCCGAUUGAUAAUUGGACAGCAGUGUGAUACCGUAACAAUUCUGGCGCAAUAUAAUCCACACAUGUUCCAGCUUGGGAAUCACUCACGUUCAAGCUCCCGCCUGGAACCUGUGAGCAGCCAUUCCACUCCGCAAGGCAGUGGAGCCGCCACGCCCGACAGCCAUUCGGUAAUUGAUACUGUGAGUGAACAGGACGAAGGGACGAUGACACCCACCUCCAAACAGACCACUCCCACAACCAGUCCCUGCAAUUCAAUCAGGAAUUCCAUGGACACAAGCAAGAAGACCGAGCCUAGAACGAUUGUCGUCAAGAAGUCCCAAGCGGAACUUGGAAUCCAGAUCUGUGGUGGGAACCUGUAUGGGAUAUUUGUGUCUGAUAUAGAAGAAGAAAGCCCUGCCAGAGGUCCUGAUGGGUUGGUGCUAGGAGAUAUGAUUCUUGAGUACGGCUCUGUUGACAUGCGGAAUAAAACCGCUGAGGAAGCUUACCUUGAAAUGCUGAAGCCAGGAGAAAGCAUCAGAAUAAAGGCUCAAUGCAGAAUACAAGAAUUCAACAGGAUCAAAGAGUUACCUGGAGAUGGGUUCUACGUCAGAGCACUUUAUGACCGGGUUGCAGAAGUAGACCAGGAUUUGAGCUUUAAGAAGGAUGACAUCUUGUACGUCGACAACACUCUGCCGCAGGGGAGCUUCGGUUGUUGGAUGGCGUGGCAGCUGGACGAAAACGCCCAGAAGUUGGAAAGAGGACAGAUCCCCAGCAAAUACAUGAUGGAGCAGGAGUUCUAUAGGAGGCACAGCAUGUCCGAGGCGAAGGACGAGAACAGUUCCACAAAGACGUCGUCAGCUGCAGCAAGGAGGUCGUUCUUCAGGAGGAAGCACAAACACAAGCGCAGCGGGUCCAAAGACGGAAAGGAUUUGCAGGCCCUGGAUACAAUCAGCACGGACUCCAUCCCUUUCCUGGAGGAUGCGGUCAGCUUGGCUUAUCAGAGAGUCCAGAAAGUGGACUGCACAUCUCCUAGGCCUGUGCUUAUCCUGGGGCCAUUGCUUGAUGCGGUGAAGGACAUGUUGGUAAAGGAAUCUCCAGGAAAAUUUUGCAGAUGUCCUCUUGAGGUGAUGAAAGCUUCUCAGCAGGCCAUUGAGCGGGGUGUGAAAGACUGCCUCUUCAUAGACUACAAGAGACGCAGCGGGCACUUCGAUGUGACAACGGUGGCCUCCAUAAAAGAAAUUACAGAAAAGGACUGCCACUGCCUCUUGGAUAUCGCUCCUCACGCUAUAGAACGGCUCCACAGUAUUCACAUCUACCCGAUCGUCGUCUUCAUUCGCUACAAAAAUGCCAAGCAAAUCAAGGAGCAAAAAGAUCCCAUCUUUCUGCGGGACAAAGUGACCCAGAAACAUUCCAAAGAACAGUUUGAGACUGCUCAAAAAAUAGAACAGGAGUACAGCAAGUAUUUCACAGGCAUUGUCCAAGGCGGUCCUCUUUCGACCAUUUGCACUCAGAUCAUGACAACUGUGGAUCAAGAGCAAAACAAGGUCCUGUGGAUUCCAGCUGGCCCUUUAUAGAAACCUGCUCCAAAAUGGCUGAAACUCUGCACCAGACUCUUAAUAAACUUUGAAGGGUGGGGUGGUCCAUUUAUACCUGCCUGUAUGGUGGGCACAGAUGAUAGAUCCACGUGAGUGACAAUACGCAGAAGAGGUACUCGGAAAGGAUGUUGGCAGAAUUCUCAGAAACGUGAUUCUAUAUGAAUGGACUUCUACAGAAUUCCUUUUAAAUUUCCAUUUUAAAAAGACUGCAAGGUUACAGAAAAAGUGAAAGAAACCCUUUAAGAUACGUUUACAAAAUCUUUUUCCCCCCCAAGUACUUGGAGGUUCAUGUUUACUUGAAUUUUUUAAACAAUUGGUUCGAAGUUUGUUUUUUUUUGUUUCGUUUCUGUUUCGUUUUUGUUUCGUUCUCUGCUUCUGAUAAGGAAGGCGAACAGCAAAGUAGAGUUUUCUUCGUGCUGAGUGAAGCUGACCUUUCCAUGGUGUGGUUCUGGUGUUCGUCUACGAACUUUUCACAUCAGAAUAACCACACGAAUUGUGAACAAGCUUUUGCAUAGGUACGUGUUUUUGGGAGCGGAUAUAGGAGGACUCCAAACACAUAGGUCAGGCCGCUUGUUCAUAUUUCACAAGUUCUUUGUCCCAUCAGAAGCUCCAUGGGCUUUCUUUUAUGCAUGGAUCUGCUUCAUAAUGUCAUGAUGUAUCUGAUCAAACUGUGCUCGUUGUGUAUUCAGGAAUAGUGAUUUUGGGGUUGUUGGGCCUGUGUUUAAGAAGCAGAUUGGGAGGGUUAAUAACUGGCCCUGGACUGCAUUAUUUUAUAGCUUGGUGUAGGUAUAGUGUGCUUAGUUGGAAGCGUACAUUGCUCAUACUUUGGUGUGUAGUAGCCAUAGGGAUUUUAAUUUAAUUAGAAGCACAGUCUUCAGUUUUUAGGGAUCUGAUAACCUCUAGUGUGGUCCUAUAACUGUUAGUUUUUGCCAUUGUCAACAAAUAUUGUGUAUGUUUUUAAAAGAAUUGUUACAAUACUUCCUGACUGUACCAAAUUCCAUUUUAUGUGUCUCUUUGCACUUUUAACCUUGUUUUUCCAGCAGUUUUCCAGCACUUCUAACCUUAUUUUUCCUUCGUUUAAAAAAACACACAAUUGCAUGUCAGAGUUUUGUAGGUACUGUAACUUUAUUGUUGGUGUUCAAGUUGUCUUUUGCAUUGUGAUAACUUGCUCCUAACAUUUCAUAAUGUAGAAAGGUCCCCCCCCCACUUUUUGGUUUUUACACUUCAGUUGUUUUAGUUUUGGUUUUAUUUGCGUUAAUUUUUUAAAAAGGGAUUCUUCUUGCACAGUUGUUCAAAGACAAAAAUUGGUUGGAAAUUUUAAUAUCUGUUUUGCUGAUUACUGUUUUAUAAUUCAAAAUACAGGCGAGAGAAAAAAGGAGAGGGAAAACUGUAGAAAGCCUAUUGAUAAAUUCUUGGAUGAAAUACUGUUUAUAAGUUGAGGGACAGCAGUUAUAUAUUUUUUUAAAGAGAGAGGCCAGAGUUGGACUUCAGCGGUCCGCUUGAAACAGACCAGCACUGUUGCAAACAUGGAUUUUUCUAUACUAAAAAAAAGUCACUUUGUAUUUAAAAAGUUAAAGAAACUGAUUAUUGAGUUUAAAUAAAGGUCAAUUUCUAUAACUUG
Heteronotia binoei (common prickly gecko) is the source of this 7731-nucleotide messenger RNA. It is a transcript of the gene DLG5, whose product is annotated as discs large MAGUK scaffold protein 5. The record is from RefSeq and is a predicted model, not a curated record. Gene Ontology annotation, biological process: regulation of apoptotic process. Lineage: Eukaryota; Metazoa; Chordata; Lepidosauria; Squamata; Gekkonidae. Gene Ontology annotation, molecular function: protein binding. The transcript is spliced from 34 exons. Bases 9 to 6089 code for a protein of 2026 amino acids.